Glossina fuscipes is the source of this 402-nucleotide messenger RNA. Its product is annotated as thioredoxin-2-like. Bases 1 to 402 code for a protein of 133 amino acids. The transcript has a single exon. The record is from RefSeq and is a predicted model, not a curated record. NCBI's taxonomy places the organism in Eukaryota, Metazoa, Arthropoda, Insecta, Diptera, Glossinidae.
AUGAGGACUAGUACUAAACGUCAAACUUUGACAAAAAAACUUGACGACACCUCUCUGGAAAAUAAAGUGCAUCUCAUUGGCGAUAAAGAGGAUUUUGAGAAUAUAUUAACAGCGGCUGGCGACAAAUAUAUUAUGGUUGAAUUUUUUGCUACAUGGUGUGGUCCCUGUCGCAUGCUAGCCUGUAAAAUAGAUGAAUUGGCUUCUUUAUACCAAGAUAAGGCCGUUAUGGUUAAAAUCGACGUAGACGAUUUUGAGGAGUUGGCAGCGGAAUAUAAUAUCACUUCUAUGCCUGCGUUUAUGAUAAUAAAAAAUAAACAAAAAGUUGAGCAUUACUGUGGCAGCAAAGUUGAGCAAUUAGAAGAAUUUAUAGAGAAGUACUUGGGAAAGCCCGAAAUGAAAUAA